AACACGUUCCCGCCCCCUUGUGGAGCGUCGCAAUGCGCCUGCUCGGUGUAGUAGCCGGUUAUGGCGGCCGUGCGUGUUCGUCCAUGAGGUGGGGGACGCCUGUUGUACCUGCGGUCUGUGACACAGCAACCCGAGCGACUCGCUGCCAUGGCCGGAGUGUUUGACAUUGAUCUGGACCAGCCGGAGGAAAAUGUCUCCGACGACGAGAACGACGAGACUCAAAACAUUGACAUCAUGGAUCAGUGCAGUGGGUUUGAGUUCAAUAUGGACGACUGUGAGAAGAUCGAGAUCUCCGAGGACAACGUCAAUCAGGGGACGGAGAACAUCAGACCAGAGUGCUUUGAGCUGCUGCGGGUGCUCGGAAAAGGCGGCUAUGGAAAGGUUUUCCAAGUUCGGAAAGUUGUCGGAGCUGCAGCCGGCAAAAUAUUUGCCAUGAAAGUUUUAAAAAAGGCUAUGAUUGUACGUAACGCUAAGGACACGGCUCAUACCAAGGCAGAGAGGAACAUUCUGGAGGAAGUGAAGCAUCCCUUCAUCGUUGAUCUCAUCUACGCCUUCCAGACGGGAGGGAAGCUCUAUCUCAUCCUGGAGUACCUCAGUGGCGGAGAGCUCUUCAUGCAGCUGGAGAGAGAGGGCAUCUUCAUGGAAGACACAGCCUGUUUUUACCUCGCAGAGAUCUCCAUGGCUCUGGGUCAUCUGCACCAAAAAGGCAUCAUCUACCGAGACCUGAAGCCUGAGAACAUCAUGCUCAACAGCCAAGGUCACGUAAAACUGACCGACUUUGGUCUUUGUAAAGAAUCCAUUCACGACGGGACGGUUACUCACACGUUCUGUGGAACCAUCGAAUACAUGGCUCCAGAGAUCUUGAUGAGGAGCGGCCACAACAGAGCGGUGGACUGGUGGAGUCUGGGCGCUCUGAUGUACGACAUGCUCACAGGAGCGCCCCCCUUCACAGGUGAGAACCGGAAAAAGACCAUUGAUAAAAUCCUGAAGUGCAAGCUGAGCCUCCCACCCUACCUCACACGGGAAGCGAGGGAGCUCCUGAAAGGGCUGCUGAAGAGAACCGCUUCGUUACGGCUCGGAGCCGGCGCAGGAGACGCCACAGAGGUGCAGGCUCAGAGUUUCUUUCGACACAUCAACUGGGAAGAUCUACUGGCCCGGAAAGUGGAGCCUCCCUUCAAACCUGUCCUUCAAUCAGCGGAUGACGUGAGUCAGUUCGACUCGAAGUUCACCAGCCAGACUCCGGUGGACAGCCCUGACGACUCCACCCUCAGUGAGAGCGCAAAUCAGGCCUUCCUGGGUUUCACGUACGUCGCGCCAUCAGUUCUGGAAAACAUCAAGGAGAAGUUUUCCUUCGAGCCAAAGAUCCGCUCCCCUCGGCGCAUCAUGGACAGCCCAAGGACUCUUCUCAGCCCAGGCUGGUCUCGCAGUACCCUCAUCCCUGGCGUGGGACAGAGCGUCCUCCCGUCUCCUCUGGAGCAGCCCAUGGAUCUGUCCACCGCAGAGCAGAUGGACAUCACUAGUAGCUCCGAGGCUUCGGCCCCCCUCCCCAUCCGACAGCCUGCGGGGCUCAACCACGCCCAGAUGAAGCAGCAAGCCUACCCUGUCGUGGCCAAACGGCCUGAGCAUCUACGUAUGAACCUAUGACCCCUGACUUUAUUUCUUCUCCCUCUGGUUUGGUGAUAUUUUUUUAAAGGCAAAGAAACAGGAAUGGAUGCUAGAGACGAUGAGAAUCCAAACGUCUUACACAUCUGCACACUACAUGUACUGUCACAAUCUGGAGUGUGCUCUUGGGGCCGGCACUCCGGCAGACUACGGUUCAGUGCUAAAGGUGGCGUCAUCGCCUCGCCACCUCAGGUCUGUCGACCUCCUGUCUCCGGCGAUCGUUUCUCACACCAUGCUUGGAACUGAGACGCAGUCAGUCUGCUGGACUUUAAGAUAUCCAAAGUGCUUUGAUCUCUUUUAGUCGAUGCCAGUAAGCUCUACUGGAUGGAUCACUGACAUGGUUCCUGGUUCUGGAUUAUGAUCUGAAUUAGGAUUAAUAUAAAAAAAAGAAAGGUGGGUUGUUCCGAUCAGGCAAAAAGAGGCUCUAUAAACAACAGGUUUUGCUUUGUUUUAUGAAGUCUUACCAAAUGGAUCCAUUUUCUGUGCAGUGCAUCAACUCAUAGAGCCUCCAUUAAAUAAAAAAACAGAAACUAUCAAUUCUUUAAGCAUUUGUGUUGUGAAAUGACAUCAUGUGGAAUCCACACUUCAGUUAUCACUCUAAUUCAGCUCCACUUUCUCCUUGACGGCAACAUAUAACUGGUCUCUGUGCUGAUUGCGUAAUACCACCUCCGGCUCUCCUUCAGGCUGCUCAGAGACUCUCAGGGCGUCAGAACCUGGACUGGGUCCCAAUCUCCAGUACCAGUUGAUCUGGUCUCACCAUCCGCAGCUCUGUGAAGAUUCAGAGCUCCAAAGACCCGGAGACGGAGCCACGGCCUCCUGCCUCCUGCUUCACCAUUAACUUGUUCAGGAAAAACAAUUUUACAACUCUUGAGACGCAAAAAGAAAUUAUGAAUAAACUGUAAAGAAAACAUGCGCAUCAUGUCUGUUUGUUUUCCCUCCAACAUCCACAGAAAAAGAGAUGCAAACCUGAUGAAAUGUGUUUUUAAUUAUAAAUAUUUAUUGAGAUCUCGAUAUUCAGUCACUUUUAGUAAUUCUUUUUCCUUCUGCAGGAUUCCUUUACAGUCUUUUAAAACACGGGAUUUACUUUGAACUAAAUUUAUUUAUGCAGCAUCGUUUCACUCGUUAACAAACGUCAUCUCAAGGCACAUCACAGGACAAACGGGUCCAACCACCAUCCAGAAGUGUAUGACCAAAUUAAUUCAACCAUUAAGAUUACGUACAUUCCAGUCUGUUCCCAGUUAUAAUACAAGCACAUGGUGACAGUGGAAGGAAAAGACUCAAGGUAGCAACAACAAGCAGAACUAGGUUCAGCUUGAGAGGGCAGAACAGACACAAAUCCCAGAUCUAUUUAUCAGGAUAAGUAUAGUAAAAACAUUCUUAAAUUUAGGUUUUCCAGGUUCCACCUCCGAUAAAAUACAAUGUCAAAAUUAAGCCUUUAGAACCACAGUGGUUGAUUCUCAGGAAAUGAUUUGGUUUUAUUUUAUUAUUUUUAAAGACUUUGGAAUGCAGAAAAAAGUAGGAGCAUUUAAUAAAACAAUUUAGUAAAUGUUUCAGUUCAGAUGUCCAAACUGAUGUAAUUAUUCCUGGAGAAGUCCAUGGCUUCCAAGCUUUGGCUUCAUUAUUCAGAUAUUAAAAUCAGUUUGUUUGUAAGGAAAAGGAACAAAAAAAAAACUCAAUUCACUGACAGUCUGACAAUAAAAACAUCUGUCACUAAACCUUUGAAACCGUUUUAAAUCUAAAUUUAUUUGACCACAACUUUUGUUAUUGGAGAACAAAAGAUCAGAUGUAAAUAAAUGUAGACGGACCUGAGUCUGGAAAAAAUUGUGAGUUUAAAACACCAAAUGUUUUGGUACCCUGUUAUGGAAUUUGAAUCACUGUAAACUAAACCUGUGCAAUAACUAAAAAAUAUAUAUAUUAUGAAUAGAAUAAAAUAAUAAUAUAAUAAAACUCUAAGUAGUUGCCCACCACCUGAAAACGUUAAUGAACUUUUUCACCACCUAUCAAAUUAUCAAAUUAAAUCAGUAAACAGUGUCAAUGGCAAAACUAUUUAAAUGGAUGAGUUGCAUCAAGAAAACAUAAAACAUUCUCAUAAUAUUGCUGUGAGCUGAGUUUAAUGUCUAAUAUAAAAGGACAGCUACACAUUUAAAAAGACUAAAGGCUAUUCGUUUGAUGUAAAUGAUGCUUUCAGUGCAUUUAUCAUAAACAGUAAAUACCAGAUCCUCAAAUCAAUAUAUUUGAUGUAUUUCACAAACUCAAUGUUUUCACCUGGGAAUUUUGGUAACCACCAUUCAGACAUUCACUAAUCUUCCCUCAUGGCUGGUGUUUAUAAGAUGUAUAAACACCAUGACAUUAUCCACUAUCUAAACAGACUAAAUAGAUAUUAAAUGUUCCCUGCAAUAAUAUGAACAUGUACAGUAUAUGCAGUUACAAUGCAACCGACAAACUGGAGAAAGCUGCAUAAAUGGAGAGCAAAGAAAAGAUUUCUUAAACCAAUAUACUGACCAUCGUUUGUAAUUGUAAAGUUGUAAAAAGGCAAAAAUGACGUUUAGGCAUCUCCAUUCAUUUAACAAUAGAAAUCGAAUCUUCAUUAAGGAGCGCACAGAAACAACCGGCGGAUUAAAGCUCUAGUGUGUUGAGAAACUUAAUGAACUCAAUUACCUUCACAAUUAUUUGAGGGCAACAGUGUAGUGUGGGUAAUUACCAGUCCACCUUCUCUACCACAGGAUGGCAGCAUAACUUCACUUAAUUUUUCAAAUUCAGAUAAAAGUUUUGACAAUGAACGGACUUGAAGACACUAAGCAAGGCACAGAUUAAACAAACAAAAACAACCACAAUGGAAAUCAUGAAAAAGGUCAGAAAUCUGAGUAUUUUAAAUCAGGCGGGUUUAACCACUGGUUGAACUUGGGAGUUGAGCAACAUACUAUGAAGCCUGACUUCAGUCUCACACCUCGCAGGACGGCCACUAAUCUGAUUUAACGUCCUGAGUUGGGAUCACAACACCAUCCACCGUUAUGAAUCUAUUUUUACAGUGACAUGAAAUCAAAGUAAUAUUUUCAAUCAGCUGAAAGCAACACGGUCAAAAUAUGCCGAUUGUUUCUGUGUAAAUUAUUGAUCCGGCUAAGCGAUAAAAGCAGCUGUAGAGCUGAUUAUUUAAAUGUGCGCGUUUUAUCUGGUGACCAGUUUCAGUCUUGUUCAGUUGUGAAAAUUUCACUUUCUAAAUUAUGCAGCACAAUAUAUCACCAUGGUAACAGUGAUGGUGCAUGUUUGGAAUGCAGCAACUGAUGCUAAUGUGUUCAAAUUCAUAUUGUUAGCAUUUUCAUCAUAAUCUGGUAUUCGUGCUGUUGGACUACUGCAGCAGAUAUCCACGUCUGACAGACCACAGUGGCCAGGAGUUUCCAUGCAGGAACCAGAGGAGAGGAAGAGAAGUGAAUUCAUUGCAACUACUCUCGGCAUAUUUACCAGCAAUCAUGCCUUCUAAGUUAAAGUUAAUUUUCUGCCACCUAGGGUUUCAAAGUGUAAUCUCAAUCAGCAGGUUCAAAUAAAUAAUCAAAACAUUCCUUUUCUACUUUCAGGACAUAAAGAUACGAACCAACAGCAGAUACUUUAAUGCACCUUUUCUAAGAUUAUAAAACAAAAUCAGAUCCAUUGUGGGCAUAACUGGGGAUAAUCGUACAAGACCUUCAUUUUCUUUUGAAUUCAAAACUACAACACCUUUCAAAGAACUUCCCGCCCCUGUUUUUCUCUUAUGUACUGCAUUCGGAGGAAGAACAGAAACCAGCAGGUCAGAGGUCAAAGAAAACCAGAAAUUGCCAGCGGCCUGAUUGGUCCAACUCUAUAACUCAUAUGACCGACAGGAAAGUACAAACAAAUAUUUAAUGCAGCACCUUUUUGCACUGGAGGAGACGAAAACUAUUUUAUUCCUUUGUAUGGACGUAAAUUAAAAUAAACAUCAACUGUUUUUCCAGGAAUAAAAUAGUACAGUAAGAUGUCUCCCAAAAUGUGCUCCUUAGUAAAACUGAAACAGGGACAACGAAGAGAAGACAUUUCUGCAAACUGCAGAUAAUCUUUUUUAUCCGUUUUCUUUUUAAAACAUUUAUAUGUAACCCUGUCCUUUUUCUCUAACUGUCUCUAACUCUUUUCCUGCUUCGUGGUUCAGGCCAGGGAUGUGAGGAGAAAUCGUCCCCUGUGCUUUGAGUUGAGAUUAGUGCAUCUGUUCUGUGAAUAUUCCUUUCAUAUAAGAAAGAUAUAUAGGUUUCAAGAUGAAGUGCUAAAACCCAGAAAGAGUCUUAAAAAAAUCUUUUGUCAGAUGAAAAAAAACAUUUUAGUCAAGAUCUUCUUUGACCCAGCCUUUGUUUGGUUUUGCUUAAGCAGCACAACAUGGUAAAAAUCUACUAGGACACUUUACAAGACGGCGGCAAUAGU
Molecule: messenger RNA, 6084 nt
Organism: Gambusia affinis (western mosquitofish)
Lineage: Eukaryota; Metazoa; Chordata; Actinopteri; Cyprinodontiformes; Poeciliidae
Gene: rps6kb1b
Product: ribosomal protein S6 kinase b, polypeptide 1b
Exons: 15
Coding region: 148-1644 (498 amino acids)
Biological process (GO): signal transduction; protein phosphorylation
Molecular function (GO): ATP binding; protein serine/threonine kinase activity
Source: RefSeq, a predicted model, not a curated record